This is a messenger RNA of Xylona heveae TC161, 616 nucleotides long. RefSeq lists its product as hypothetical. The transcript has 3 exons. NCBI's taxonomy places the organism in Eukaryota, Fungi, Ascomycota, Xylonomycetes, Xylonales, Xylonaceae. Gene Ontology annotation, biological process: mRNA export from nucleus; proteasome assembly; double-strand break repair via homologous recombination. Gene Ontology annotation, cellular component: proteasome complex; proteasome regulatory particle, lid subcomplex. The record is from RefSeq and is a predicted model, not a curated record. The coding region runs from base 173 to 433 and encodes 86 amino acids.
AACUACCGCGGCAAUCUCCGCACCCAGCGACCUGUGAAGUCAAUCACAUCAAGUUCAAGACAUUGAGUGCAUAGAGCUGAUACUAGGUCAUCAUUAGUUCCAUCUAACCCGCCAAAUACUGAGUAUCUUUCGACAGUACAUUCUUCCUAUUCUGAAUCACUUUUCCGCCAAAAUGUCGGGAUCAGCUGAAGGAUCUGCCAACACGACCAAGGCCGUGACCGAGGAGCCUACUGCCAGCGGCCAGGCCAGCGCGCUGCCGCCCAAGCCCACUGCUUCGCUGGAGGAAGAUGAUGAAUUCGAAGACUUUCCUGUGGAUGAUUGGACGAAAGAGGAGACCGAAGUACCUGAUGGCGAGACGCAUCUCUGGGAAGAAAGCUGGGAUGAUGAUGACACGAGCGAGGACUUUUCUGCGCAAUUAAAGGGAAGAGCUUAAGAAGGUUGAGGCGAACAAGCGCGGAUAGAUUCUUUAUCAUUUACCACCUCCAUCUCCGCAAAAUAUUCUACGACCUUGAAUUAACAUCCUAAUCACCCACCUAUCCUUUUUUUGAUCCCAUUUUCACGGCGUUUGGCGGCAUCUCAUAUGAGUAAGAUGACUCUUCAAGAUCAGAUUAGCUCG